This is a messenger RNA of Alternaria arbusti, 540 nucleotides long. RefSeq lists its product as uncharacterized. The record is from RefSeq and is a predicted model, not a curated record. NCBI's taxonomy places the organism in Eukaryota, Fungi, Ascomycota, Dothideomycetes, Pleosporales, Pleosporaceae. Bases 1 to 540 code for a protein of 179 amino acids. The transcript has a single exon.
AUGUCUGGACACAACGAACAUGUACUCGUCGCAAAGAUAGAGCAGACUAUCAACUACCUCAUCGCGAGACUGGGUCGUGGCGAAGCAGAUGAUCUCAAAGAUAUCAUCUUCCUUUCGUUGGCGCUAAAAUGCGUACAGCUCCCUGAAUCAUCCCCAGGACGACUUUACGAGCUCCAUUCUACCACUAGGAGAACAAUGGCUGCCUGCAUGGAGCAGCUGUUGCCACCCAAGCUUACCGCCAGCGGUCAUCAGCAUGAACGAGACGACGCUGAGUCACUAGCUAAGCGCGCGAAAUCGUCCUCAAUACGCCCACCUCCAAAAGUUACGCCUACAUGGCCUGUCAGUUCGAAGCAAACGCCCAACCCGCUUCCAGCAACUCAUGGGCCAGGAAUCCGUGGAGAGACUGCCGAGCAAUACCUCAACGACUUUGCUGGGCUCGCCGCCGAGUUUGCCGAUUGCCAGACUGAUUCGUUUAGUCUCCACGCUGCUUUCGGUGGUGGCGUGGUGCAAGACUGGAAUUGCGAACACCUCUGGCAGUGA